Messenger RNA from Gossypium raimondii (Peruvian cotton), 927 nucleotides. RefSeq lists its product as uncharacterized. The transcript has 8 exons. Lineage: Eukaryota; Viridiplantae; Streptophyta; Magnoliopsida; Malvales; Malvaceae. Gene Ontology annotation, biological process: potassium ion transport; proton transmembrane transport. The record is from RefSeq and is a predicted model, not a curated record. Gene Ontology annotation, cellular component: mitochondrial inner membrane. Bases 1 to 732 code for a protein of 243 amino acids.
AUGAAGCUUAGGCCUAUUUCAUAUAUAGUUUAUAAUAACAAUAUAAAGAUAUAUAUCAUAGUGAAGGCAAGAUUGGUAGUGUUCCCAAUUAAAGGGAAAAUCUGGUGCUUUAGCAGAUCCAUUGACCAUUAUGCAUCAAAAUCCACCGCAGCUAACACCCCUUCCACUGCGAAAGAGCUUUGGAAGAAAAUGUCAUCCAAUUCCAAGCAGCCCCUCAAUGCCAAUGCUGAACUUCUUGUUGAUUUCGUUUCGAACAAGAUGAAUAAGGCUUGGAUUGGUUUGGAAAAGGCACCUGAGGGUAGUUUCAAAAACAAGCUACAUGGUUUCGGGUUGCCGCUAUUAGCUCGAGUUAAACCAUCUGAGAUUUUCUUGAAAUCUAUAACCAAGGAUGUUACCAAUGUUCAGAUUACAUACCCUUGCAGUUUAAAUGCAUGGUUUGUGCGGCGAAGAUUACGACAUACAGCCUUGAGGGGUACGGUUAUACACAGGAAAUACUAUUACAGUUCGGUUUCGUUGCUUCCACUGACUACGGCAUUCGCUGUGCUACCUCUGCCGAAUGUUAUAUUCUUUUGGGUCUUGUUUCAAACUUAUUCACAUUGGCAGGCUCUCCAGGGAAGUGAGAAGCUCCUUCAGCUAGUCUCAGAUGACUCCAUGGUUUCAAACUUGAAGGAGAAUGAAUCUGAGCAUAAUGAUUCCAAGUAUGGAACCAAGGAUUCUUCAUGUUACCAAUAGGUAAGCUCAUAUAUACAACCUUGAAAACAAUGGACAUAACAUGGGCAUGUUCGGUUCUUCCAACUAUGGGUACUUCAAUGAUGCUUUUAUGGUUUGGCAGCUUCACAUGCAUUAAUAUUAUCCUUUUAUGUUCUUUUUGUUUGUUUAAUGUGUGAAUGGUAAUGAACAGGUAUUGGAGCCAUCCAAGGAAUUGGA